AUUGUGAAAAAAUUUCAGAGCCUGUCGUGCUUGAUCCUGCUCGUAUGUUUGUCCUGCACGGCACUGGCUAGGAGCAAUGGACUACGACCCCCAGCGCCUCGGCAUCAUCGCAGAAGGGCAGCGGCCCUCAGCGAGUUCCUCACACCCCCACCCCCGCCACUCCAAAGAAACCGCCUUCCUCAAUUCCCCAAUAAAUCACCGUUUCGGCAGGGAAAGAUCCUGAACUCGACGCCAUCGCCUGCCCCCGAAUCCCCGGGAUUCUUCGCGAGGUUCAUGGGGUGGUUCAACCCCUGGAGCGGCGGCUCUCCACCACCUCCAGUUGCACCCACCCCCCAGCUCAAUCAUCCUGGAUUCCACGCGUCAGUGCAACAUGAAACCUAUGGACCUCCACAAGCACCACAAAUUGACACCCACGGACCUCAGCAGCAACCGCAUGCGCCCUCCCCCAAAGCCAUCCACUCCCAGCUCCCCCCUCUAUCCGACGCAAACUGCCACCCCUGCGACACAGUGCCCUGGAUCCCCCUGAUCAACGGCAUCAGCAUGAACACCAGAUACGCCGAAGGAGCCCCUGGAAUCCGGCUGGACGAGCCCCACCAAGACCUCUCAUCCCCAAACUACCACGUCCCCGCGCCCUCUCACGAGGUCAAAAUCCCGGACUUUGGUUGGGAGCGUCCUCCCGCGCCUCCCCACAACCUCCAGCACCAGACCACCGACACCUUCAACACGGACUUCCCGUCCCCCUUAACCGGACCUAUCCCGAAUCCCCACCUGUACCCUGGGGCGAUGCCUCCGCUCUUCAAAGCGGCUCCUUGGGACUCAGCACCAGCAGCGACAGAUCACAGUGAACAACUCAGGAGUAACGCAGCCUACGGAUUCGGCGGAAAUCCGCAUGCAGAAGUCCCUCCAGGACCCUUCACCCAUCAGUUUACCCCACCUACGGACAUUGCCGGUCACAUCCCACCGUCAGGGCCCUCCCACAUAGGUGGAGAUUACGUGGAUGUCCUUCCGCCUGGUGCGGAGACUGCAUCAGGUCCAGAACAUCUCCCCCCAACUCAUCCUGAAGGAACCGUCAACCCCGGGUCCUUCGGCCCUGGCGUCCAAUCCCCUGCGUAUCAACCCGCCGAGCACGAAACAGCCUCUGCAUCGUUGACUCCAGUUGUGGAGACUCAUCAGCACCAGAACCCAGGGCCGAGUGCCACUGAGCAUCACAGAACAGCUGUCAACCAGCCCACGGAAUUGGCUACGAAAGUAUCUUCUGACGGCAAACAUAUCAUUCACAUACAGCAGUCGCCAGUGAUUGAUUUAUCAGAGGAUAGUGUUGAUUGUAAGAAUUCGAAUUCCUCCCGAGACACCGCGGAAGCUCCGGUGAUCCUCCAGAAUGCCGAUGGCACUUAUGGGAUCAACGCGACCUGGCCGAGUGAUCACUCAGGUUUCGUUGGUUCAGUGAUUAGUGACAGGGACUCCACAGGGGUUUCCUCGACGGUUCAAAUAGCCGAGGAAGAACAUCCCCAGGGGCAGAGUGCGAAAGUUGCUUCGAGUGGUGAACAGGUGAAGGUGGAGGAGACCACGACGUCUUUGCUGGUGGAUGUGUUGAGAAAGUCGAGUGGGAAUAGUUCGGAAUUUGGGCAGAGGAUAGCGACGACUCCGCAGUCGUAUGAAAACUAUGAGGGGGUGGCACCCUUGGGGGAGAGGGAGGAGACGAGUACGACUGAGGAGCCUCUGUUCGAGGCCAUCAUGAAGUCUUACAGGAAUUUCCAGAAGGAACAGCAGCAGCAGGAGGAGGGAAGACCUUGGGUUGACCCCAAGGAUAUUCAUGAAGGAGCCGGGUUCACUGCGUCGUCGGGGACUGCUCGGAAUAUGAAGGAUGUGGAUCAUCAGCAGCAAGGGGGUAAAAGGAAUAAACAGGUACAGAUAAUAAUUCCCUACACCUCUCAAUACACUCCGAGUCCUUUCCACCACGGCCAGGGCAGUUGGACAGACCCGGGAAGAAUCCAGCCUCGAAAGGUUCCAGUGUUAUCCGUUCGAGACCGUUCCAAGGAGUCGAUAGAAAUCACUGAAGAGGAGAGGUCUCACAUUCUUCAGACGUUGGAGAGUCUUCCAAAGUUGAAAAAGCUCACGCGACCCUUUUCCUCGAGUAAGACUAAUACCUCUAUUGACCCCUUGAGGCUUCAGAAAAAUAUUGACAACUGGACGAUCCAAGAAUACUCGAGGGGAGCAACUGUGAGUACUGCUGUUCCCAGUCCUCCCCAUCGGCUUCAGCAGUCCAAGAAAAUUCCCGAUGAGUAUUUUACCACGACUGAACCAGUAGCAACUAUUAAGGAGGCUGAGAAGGCUUUUGGGAAUAUUUUGAAUGGUUUCAACUUCAAUGACUUGGAUCAUGAGGGCUCGGCUAGUAGUAGAGUUGAGGUUCCACAUGUUCGUGUCUCUUCAUCAGAGAAGACCGAAACCUCAUCACCAAAGCCCUCAACAGAAUCCCCAUCGAGCUCCGAAGAUCUCUCCUGGGAGCAACUUCCGGUUUCAAUUUCCCCAGUCAGUAAGGAGCGUGUGUACAUAGUUACGCCCCAGUCAGCGUCGAAACCACCAAAAUCCAAAGCUAAGUCGACAAAAGACAAAUCUCAGAGUGGAGCUACCUCAUCAGGACAGUUCGCAUCAAUCGAGAGAGCGUAUCAGGUUCUCCCAGAGGCGGUGAACAACCUGGCCGUCGCGUCAACCGGACCUGCUACCCUUCCUCUCUGGGGAAUAAUGGAGCACGAGGACUAUGCAGCUUCCAAUGUUUCUACGACUUCGCCGAAAACGCCGAUUCUCUACUCAGGUCACUCGAAGGUGUCGCAUACCAGACAAUGA
Diachasma alloeum is the source of this 2844-nucleotide messenger RNA. RefSeq lists its product as uncharacterized. NCBI's taxonomy places the organism in Eukaryota, Metazoa, Arthropoda, Insecta, Hymenoptera, Braconidae. The transcript is spliced from 6 exons. The annotation marks the transcript as partial. The record is from RefSeq and is a predicted model, not a curated record.